UGCGCGUAAUAGUUUGUGCAAGCGAUGCGCCCCACCCGCGGCUGUGUGGUUGCAUCGAGGCGUGAGGCCAGUACACCGUUCCGCACGAUGGUAGACGCACGUACGCUCGCGCUCGCGUUCACCGCUCUUUUGGCCGUCGCGGCCGCUUCGCCGCUCACGAGCGUGCGGGUCAGGAGACAGCUGGCCGACGACAACACGCUGCAACCGAUCGAGGACGCGGAAGGCGAUGAGCAGACCCGAGAGAAGAGGAAGUUUGAGGGAGUGACCCAGGCCAAGUUUGGUAUCAAGAAUGCAGUGCUGGGAUUCGUUUUUGGGAAAAUCAACUCGAUAAUCGACGCCAAGACGCGUUUGGUGGAGAACCUCGACCGUCAGAACAUCGAAAUCAACAAGCAGUACGGCAUCGAACCUCCACAAAGCGGGCUGGCGUCGUUGAGCGGCAUCGUGGGGCAAGUGAUCACCCCCAAGCUUCAACUCUUGGGGCCUAAGAUCCAGGCUGUGACGUCACUGUUCGGUGGAUCGUCCGGUGGAUCGUCUGGAGGCUCAGGUGGGGGCGGACUCGGAUCCAUCUUGUCCCUUGUGACGUCUCUGUCAGGCUCAUCGUCAGGCGGCGGCGGCAACUCGGGCGGAACCGUCGAAACGAUCGACUCUUCUGAAGAAGAUGACUCGUGAUUUCCUUCUCUGUAUAUACACACUACGACAAUAAACCCAGACCUUGCAAUCGAGAGAUUAUGAGCGUGUGUUAAUUAAUCUUUGAAUGAAAGUAAUCUUCUAUUAAAAGGAAUGUCUCGAUGGAAAGUCUGUGGUUUAUUAAAGCUUCAAAACUAGGAAGGACAUAGGGGUACAAACUACAAAGUGUCCUAUAAGGUCAUGUCUUUUUUGGCUUAGUUACUAUUAAGUAUUAUUGUAAAUAUAUUUUUAAAUUGUUCAUCCAUUGAUUAGGUCUUUGUCAUUAUUUUAUAAUUGAAUCAUGUGCUGUAAAUGCUUUCGAAUACCAGUUUAUUAGCGUUUCGUGAUAUCAUCGACAAAGUCGUGUGAAAAGCUAACAAAUCUUUUGAUUCAUAAUUAGUUUAUCAUUGACAUCAUUUAAAAUUAUUUGGUUACAAAACGCGACCUUGGCAAUUGUCGUCAGAUCAGGUUAACGUAUCCAGUGUUUAAGAUUCUUAUGAUGUUAGGAAAAUGAAACCCAGUGGUCCGUGUUGAAAUAAGAUUUCGUCAUACAAACUCGUAUAUUCAUAAGAACAGUGUCGUAGUGUGUUAUGAAAUCCGUUCCCCUGUGACCUUCCCUGUACAGUUUCCUUCGCACUUUUUUACUGUAUUUAUGUUGUAAAUAGUUUUAGGUUGAGCGCUGGUGAUAAUAAAAUAUUCCUUCCA
This is a messenger RNA of Ostrinia nubilalis (European corn borer), 1371 nucleotides long. RefSeq lists its product as uncharacterized. The record is from RefSeq and is a predicted model, not a curated record. The coding region runs from base 25 to 669 and encodes 214 amino acids. The transcript is spliced from 3 exons. NCBI's taxonomy places the organism in Eukaryota, Metazoa, Arthropoda, Insecta, Lepidoptera, Crambidae.